Opisthorchis viverrini is the source of this 973-nucleotide messenger RNA. RefSeq lists its product as hypothetical. Gene Ontology annotation, cellular component: mitochondrion. The record is from RefSeq and is a predicted model, not a curated record. NCBI's taxonomy places the organism in Eukaryota, Metazoa, Platyhelminthes, Trematoda, Opisthorchiida, Opisthorchiidae. Gene Ontology annotation, molecular function: dihydrofolate reductase activity; NADP binding. The transcript has 7 exons. Bases 1 to 621 code for a protein of 206 amino acids. Gene Ontology annotation, biological process: glycine biosynthetic process; dihydrofolate metabolic process; folic acid metabolic process.
AUGUCCAUUGUCGGCGUCCCUGAUUGCUUAUCACAAGGUUCCUGUGUUUCACCAAACUUUUACCUACCCUACCUAAAUGAAACCGCUGAACAUUAUUGUUGCUGUUUCGAACAACUGGGGAAUCGGACUUCAUGGAAGUCUACCCUGGAGACUGAAGAUAUGGCUUUCUUCAAGAAGUUGACAACUGAAGCAAAGCCAGGCCUCAAGAAUGUUGUGAUUAUGGGGCGGAACACAUGGAACUCCAUACCCGAAAAAUUUCGACCACUCCAGGACAGAAUAAACAUAGUCAUCUCUUCUACACUUGCUUCCGCACCCCCGGGUGUCUUUGUGUUGCCUAAUCUAACAGCCUGUAUGGACUUAUUGGAACAACAGCUGAGCUGUGAUGCCGACCGAAUAUUCGUAAUUGGUGGUUCACAGCUAUAUAAGGACGUUUUGGAACAGAAGAAAUACCCUGUGAGGAUAUUUUGCACCCAUGUAAUGAAGGAUGUGGAUUGUGACACAUUCUUUCCUGAGGUGAACUGGGACGAACUCAAGAAAAUCGAAUUACCCGAAGUCCCGUCCGAGGUGAUUGAAGAAAAUGGAUAUACAUACAAGUUCGCUGUUUACGACAUCCCUGUUUGACUCUCUGUGCACAAGAUUAUUUUUGUACGAGUAUGAGAUUUCAGUAGCCAUGGGCUUUUAUAUUAACUUGAGGUAUUCGGGGCAGUUGCCUAAUUAGUUGUGAAUGUGCUGUAAUUUGCGGUCUGUUCGAAAAGACCUUUUUCAGUUGUGUAUUGUCGUAUAAAGUGUACUGAAUUGCACUGAAAAGCACCGCAUUGUCUGUACACCAAAAUAGUCUACAAAUAACACACGGAUGAGCGACUCAUUCAAGGGCUUUUACGUAACCCCGGUGUUUUUAUGGGUACUUAGCUGCUCAACAAUCAACAGUGUAUUUCGUAGUUUAAUCAGGACGAUGUGGGUAAGCCACUCCACU